UUCUUCUCAUUCAGAGUUAGUAGCCGGGGAGGAAGCAUCAAGGGAGCUUCCACCGAGCAAACCCCAAACCCAACCCCAACAGGAGCUACCGAGCAAGACCCAAGCUCAAAGCCAACAGGAGGUACAGAAGGAGAGCCAAGCUCAAAGCCAACAGGAGGUACAGAAGGAGAGCCAAGCUCAAAGCCAACAGGAGGUACAGAAGAAGAGCCAAGCUCCAACCCAACAGGAGCUACUGAGGGUCUAAACGCAAUCCCACCAGACCAGGUCCAGCAGUAAGAGGUCCACCAGCCUUGGAUCUGGUCCCCCAGAGAAUGAAAAUGCAGGUACCAGAGGUGAUCAUGGAAGGAGAGCUGGAGAAGAGGAGUGACAACCUUCUCCAGUUCUGGAGGAAGAAGGUGUGUGUCUUGACCAAGGAGAGCCUGAACAUGUUUGCAGAUGGGCAGAAGAAGACCAAGUGCAAAGAGCUCAAGUUCCAGUCCAUAAAGAAGCUGGACUGCGUGGAGAGGACUGGCAAGUACAUCUAUUUCACCAUAGUCACCACGGAUAACAAGGAGAUUGACUUCCGAUGCCCAGACGAGAGCUGCUGGAACGCGGCCAUCACCAUGGCUCUCAUCGAUUUCCAGAACAAGAAGGCGAUCCAGCACUUCAGGAGCCGGCAGGAGGGUGAAAGGAGGGUCGCACCGUGCGUGUGAGCAGCAGCCGGCACGUGGAGCAGCAGCCGCACCUGAAAAGUGCACUUAUUUCAUGGACCAAACAAAGCGAGAGUCGAUCCCGGAGAGAGAGAAAUCACGUG
Messenger RNA from Spea bombifrons (plains spadefoot toad), 793 nucleotides. It is a transcript of the gene PHLDA2, whose product is annotated as pleckstrin homology like domain family A member 2. Bases 312 to 692 code for a protein of 126 amino acids. Gene Ontology annotation, biological process: positive regulation of apoptotic process. The record is from RefSeq and is a predicted model, not a curated record. The transcript has 2 exons. Gene Ontology annotation, molecular function: phosphatidylinositol phosphate binding. NCBI's taxonomy places the organism in Eukaryota, Metazoa, Chordata, Amphibia, Anura, Pelobatidae.